GGCGAUUCAUCGGUGACGUCAGCUCAAGUGAAAGACGGAAGCAAAGCGCUCAUUGUGGAGCCGUCAGUAAAAGUAGUUGUAGCGACAGCUUGGGAAAGCUCAUAGAUAGUACAGCGUGGUCGCCUCUCCUGCUCAGUGGCAACAUUUGAUUGAAUAGGUAUAUAUACACAUUAGAUAGAGAGGAAUAACGUUGCUCUUUUUUUUGUGUGUGUGUGUGUGACUAUGGCUGAUGUUACGCAAUUCAACGAGGGGACCGGGGACUUCGCGAAAGGGUUCGCUCGUAAAGGAGCGUUGAGGCAGAAGAACGUCCAUGAAGUGAAGGACCACAAAUUCACUGCGAGAUUCUUCAAGCAGCCGACUUUUUGUAGCCACUGCACCGACUUUAUCUGGGGAUUUGGAAAGCAAGGAUUCCAGUGCCAAGUUUGCUGUUUCGUGGUCCACAAGAGGUGCCAUGAGUUUGUCACGUUCUGCUGCCCCGGGGCGGAUAAGGGUCCCGACACGGACGACCCCAGAACCAAGCACAAGUUCAAGAUCCACACCUACGGCAGCCCCACCUUCUGCGACCACUGUGGCUCUCUCCUGUACGGUCUCAUCCACCAGGGGAUGAAGUGUGACACCUGCGACAUGAACGUGCACAAUCAGUGUGUGAUGAACGUGCCCAGCAUGUGUGGGACGGACCACACCGAGAGGAGGGGACGCCUCUACCUGAAGUGUGAGGUCACAGAGGACAAGCUGCAGGUCACAGUGGGCGAAGGUCGAAAUCUGAUCCCCAUGGACCCCAACGGCUCGUCUGAUCCUUACGUCAAGCUCAAGCUCAUCCCAGAUCCCAAGAAUGAGACCAAGAAGAAGACCAAGACCAUCCUCGCCAACCUCAAUCCCACCUGGAAUGAGUCUUUUACAUUCAAGCUGAAGGCUACAGAUAAGGACCGCAGGCUGUCUGUGGAGGUGUGGGACUGGGACCGGACUACCAGGAAUGAUUUCAUGGGCUCCCUGUCCUUCGGCGUGUCAGAGCUGAUCAAAUCUCCUGUGUGUGGCUGGUACAAGAUGUUGAACCAAGAGGAGGGCGAGUUCUACAACGUGCCCAUCUCAGAGGAGGAUGACGGGAACGAGGAGCUCAGACAGAAGUUUGAGAAAGCCAAGCUGGGCCCUGGUACCAAGAAGGUGAUCUCUCCAUCAGAUGACAGCCCGUCUAGUCUACCCUCUAACAACCUGGACUCGGUCAAACUCACCGACUUCAACUUCCUGGCCGUGCUGGGGAAAGGCAGCUUCGGCAAGGUGAUCCUGGCAGAGAUGAAGCCCACGGAGGAGCUGUACGCCGUCAAGAUCCUGAAGAAGGACGUGGUGAUUCAGGACGAUGAUGUGGAGUGUACCAUGAUCGAGAAGAGAGUCCUGGCCCAGCAGGACAAACCACCCUUCCUCACUUCACUCCACUCCUGCUUCCAGACCGUGGACCGGCUGUACUUUGUCAUGGAGUACGUGACUGGAGGAGACCUCAUGUACCACAUCCAACAAGUGGGCAAGUUCAAAGAGCCGCAGGCGGUGUUCUACGCAGCAGAGAUCUCUGUCGGCCUGUCCUUCCUGCACAAGAAAGGAGUCAUUUACAGGGAUCUGAAGCUGGACAACGUGAUGCUGGACUCGGAGGGCCACAUUAAGAUCGCUGACUUUGGCAUGUGUAAAGAGAACAUACACGAGGGCGUGACCACUCGCACCUUCUGUGGGACGCCCGACUACAUCGCCCCAGAGAUUAUUGCAUAUCAGCCAUAUGGGCUAUCAGUGGAUUGGUGGGCAUAUGGAGUGCUGCUCUACGAAAUGUUGGCAGGACAGCCCCCGUUUGAUGGUGAGGACGAGGACGAGCUCUUCCAGUCCAUCAUGGAGCACAACGUGUCGUACCCCAAGCAAAUGUCCAAAGAGGCCGUGUCCAUCUGCAAAGGGCUGAUGACCAAACACCCCUCGAAGCGUCUGGGCUGUGGCUCCGAGGGAGAGAGGGACAUCCAGGAGCACGCCUUCUUCAGACGCAUCGACUGGGAACGCCUCCAGAACCGCGAGAUCCAGCCCCCCUUCAAGCCCAAAGGGUGCGGCAAAGGGGCGGAGAACUUCGACAAGUUCUUCACGCGCACCCAGCCCCAGCUCACGCCCCCCGACCAGCUGGUCAUCGCCAACAUCGACCAAGCCGACUUCUCAGGCUUCUCCUUCAUCAACCCCCAGUUUGUGCACCCCUCCCUGGUCUCCCUGCACACCGUAUGAGGGGGAGGGGGCCACGGACCCCCUUCCUACCUCUGCUCCCUAUCUAGCACUAACCCUCCACCAACUGCAGCCUCUUCAAGCCAAACUCCCAAUCACCAAAACUGGUCCAACUCCACAACAACACAGACCCUGAUAUCAACCGCCAUUUUGAGUUCCUCUAUCAAUGUAUUAAUGAUGUGUCCUCUAGGAAUGGGACUUGGGGCUCUGAGUGAGAGGAGUUGGUGAGUGGAAGUGCUGUGUGUUAAUGGUGAGGGGGAGGGUGAAGGUUUGAGGAAGGAGAUGUAUGUAGGGUUGAUAUACUUUCCCACCCACCUGUUGUGUUUGUUUUCGGAUGGGCAAUUGUUUGAAAUGAAUCAUGAUAGAUAUUGAAAUGAAUCAUGAAAAAUAUUGAGAUGACUGACCUGUUGUUUUGAAUGUGUGGGGACAAAACCCAUGAAACUAUGCCAGUUUUUUUUUCUGAUUCUAGAGCGAAGGGUUAACUUCUUGUUAAACCCUGUACUGGCUAUACUAGUCUCCAUUGAAACCCAAGGCAACUACAAACAUAAUCUCUUGUUUUGAGCUAUUGGGUCAGAGCCAAAUAUGAGGUCAGUACAGGGAGACUAUGUUUACAGUUUUACCUUAUGUUGAUUUCAGUAUUUGUCAUUACAGGUGCCCCUAUGUUUCAAUAUACAUCAAAUAAUACACACCCAGUACGAAUAUCAUGACACACUAACAAUAACACACACAUACAGAUGUAGGAUCUUAAUUUGAUCACCCCAUUGCAGGAAAAAUUCCUGCAUUGCAAAUUAAAAUGUGUAAUGUGUUUGAGGUUUAAAAAGGCUUCUGAAGUUUAAUUUCCACUUAGACAUUUCAGACUUGAUUUUUUUUCCCUUACGAAAAAUGUAUCAACCCCUAAAAAAUAAAAAAUAAAAAAGGCUAUCAAUUAUAAUCCACAUAAUAACUCACAUUUCCUGUAGCCGCACGGAUUAUUUUCCUGCUGUAGCAAACUGGCUCAAAUUAAGACCAUACAUCUCUACACACACAUUACAUUAACACAGGGAUAUCUUGAACCUUGAACUCCAGGUUGUAUGGUUAUCUUGUCAUUAGGUUUACAACUGUGAGUGGACAUUGAGACAGAACGCAGUAGAAGUUGUGGUUGGAGGAAGUAGGCAGUGCAACAGUCCCAUCUUCUUUCAACACCUACACAAGAAUCACAGGUUAAGAGGUAUAAAGGUGGUCGUUCCAAAAGCAAAUGGUGAUCAGGUAGCACUACUUUGUGACAGCCUUUUUUUACUAUCCUCCUGUCCCGACUUUGUCACUCUGCCCACUUAUCAAAAAGGCCCUCAAUGGCCAUGAUUCUCUUUAACCUGAAGAAGUCCUUCAAUGUUAAGUUCCCAAGGGAAAUUUAUUGAGGAUUUAGGAAGUAAAUUACCUAAAACUCUUUUUUUUUUUUUGAGCGAGAGAGAGAGAGCGAGAGGUAGCGACUAAAUUUAAAUUGAUGUCGAGUUAUUGUUUGCUUACUCAAUGAACCGUGCAAUAUUAUAUUGCAUGCUUAUACCCUUAUACAUGGCUAUAACGCCAUUCUAACCAUGUCGACUAGAGUAUCACGUUAUUAAAACGAUUAGUUCCCUUUUCUGCUUUUAUGUGAUGUCAUGCACCCCCCUCCCCCCAAUUAGUUCUAAUUAAUAUUUUAGUGUAACACAUACCAGUGUAUUAACUCUUUUGUAAAUAUUAAUGAGCUAUUUAAAAAACAAAAAGUAUAGUAUCUCGCAGAUUUUAUACCAACAACUGAAUGUGAUUUUAUUAUGUUAGAUAGGUUAACAUAUUUCUAUGUAAAAAAAUAAAGCACCCCAAAAUAUUAUCUUUGUAACAAUUAGGUGACAAAGUCUUUUAAUCGAGUCGGUCGGGAUUAGCAAACCGAGAGAAACAUCUGGACGACUUUUGCCGCAAUUAUCAAACGUUUUCCGUUUGCUCUCGUCUCCAUCGCACAUAUCCGAUGUCCUUGAAUGCGAUCGCUGACUGAGUUGACUGAAUGUAUGCCUGGCUCUUGUAUCUGCAUGUUGUUGGUGAGGAUUUAACAAUAAGUUGAACAAAAUGAUAUAAAUGCUGCAUGAUACUCAGUACCAGUAACCAGGCCCGUGGUUGGAUAGCAAGGAGUCUCUGCCCAAACACCAGAUCCAAGAUCAGCUGAACCUACCCUAAUCCUAGCCAUUCACAAUUAGGAGGCUAUGGUCAAAUCUGACUACAGAUAUGUGUUUAGGGGAACUCCUAAACACGUCUCUGUACUAGACCAGAUGGGACAACUUGCUCUCUAGUGUCUCAAUGAAGGGAUUUUGUUUCUUCUUAUCGUUAGUAUUGUUUGUUCGUAUAAAAAAAAAAUACAAUUUACAUUAUUUGUAUUGUCGUCGUUUUUUUGUUUGGUUAUAGAUUCUGCUCAAGUGAUACAGGAAUGUUUUGCGGAAUUAUCAUCAUAGCAAUUCAUAUCUUAACAUCCAAAUGUUGCUAGAUUUAUACAAUUCCCUCGACUUUUGCUCCUAUAAACCUUUUCCUAACCUCGUAACUGUGCCAAACAUGAAACAGCCAGAACCCGACAAUAGCAGCGUUGCACUAGCUCUAGUCAUACCAAUGACCGUCAAUACCGAAAUCUUAUCAAUACCGAUGUGUUGUCAAUACACAUGUUUUUUUCAAUGCCGAUGACUCGUCAAUACAGAUGUCUCUCCCUGGUAGACUCUUAGUGGUUAGUCCAAGAGAGCGUGCCAACACCACAUUUCACAACGUCUUUCCGACCCAUGUGCUUCUCGCUAAAAAUAUGUAGCUAAGGAAUUGCUCAUUCAAAUAAUGUCGAAAUGGUUCUGAUGCCAGACAAUCCGGCAGUCGUUUCUUGUAGGUAUUGUUUUUUUAUGUCAUGUUAGCAGCCUACACCUCUGUGGGAGUUUACCUUUAUGCUUUAUAGCCGGACAGCAGUAUGACCCUUCGGCAAUACCAUGCCUGCUUACCCCUUACCUUAACUCCCUGUGCCUAUCAAUCAGUGUGUGUGUUUACAUGUGCGUGUGAGAGAGGGAAGGAAGGAAACCAUAAAUGAGUGGCUGUUGAGUGAAUAAAUGAGUGAGUGUGUGGAUGAGUGAUUAAUUGAUUGGUGAACAACCCCGUUCCUCAUCCUAUUGGCCUGUUAACCCCCCCCCCCCCCCCCCUGUCUGGGUAGCUCAUCUCCUCUGUCCAUCCUUCCAUUCCUCCCCCCUUCCUCAGUGCCUGGACAAUCGAUCCAUUCCCUUGCUGACAAAGCCCUCAUCCCUUCUCCUUCAAGAUCCAAUCAGUUCAUGGAAGCAGUUUCGUCCGAGAAACUCGCCUCUACAGGCUGACACCUACCUGCCCUUCUUGCCCCUUCCAAUCCUCCCAAAACGUACUGGGGAAAGAAUUGGCCAAAUGUGUUCUUUUUCACCUUCGUUUACAUCCUGCUAUAUAUUUUCCUUUGCCUUAGCUCCUACGCGCUGUGUCCCAAAUGGCACCCUAUUCCCUAUAUAUUGCACUACUUUUGUCCAUAGGCCCUGGUCAAAAGUAGGGUACUAUAUAGGGAAUAGGAUGCCAUCUGAGAAACAGCCAACCUCUUCCCCCAUUCUCGGUUGAUUCAUGUCCAAACCAAGCGCUUCUUCUGUCCCUGUACAUAAUGAUUUAGAUAUCUACAUAGACUUGUAAAAGAAAGAAUAUAUUGUAUUUUGCAAAUGGUUUAUGUUCAUUCUCCCCAAAAACCCUUUGAAAGCGAGUCUGAGCUACUUACCUUGUAAUCAAUAGUGUAAUUUGUACCUACUGUAUGAUAAUGCAAAUAAAAAAUUCAAAAAUG
Oncorhynchus gorbuscha (pink salmon) is the source of this 6061-nucleotide messenger RNA. RefSeq names its product protein kinase C alpha type-like. The transcript is spliced from 17 exons. NCBI's taxonomy places the organism in Eukaryota, Metazoa, Chordata, Actinopteri, Salmoniformes, Salmonidae. Bases 223 to 2244 code for a protein of 673 amino acids. Gene Ontology annotation, molecular function: diacylglycerol-dependent serine/threonine kinase activity; ATP binding; zinc ion binding. The record is from RefSeq and is a predicted model, not a curated record. Gene Ontology annotation, biological process: protein phosphorylation.